AGGAGGCUGGAAUAGAAUAGAGGAGCCAGCAUUGCCACCACUGCACACAGCCUGUCCCUGACUACUGGAGCCAACUGCCUGCAGAGGAGAAGAGCCUGCACCAUACAGCUGUGAUGACGUCCACUUGGUGGCUGCUACUUUUAGGAACCGCUCUGUCGCACAUGACGGUGGCGCAGGAGCAGCCUUUGCCCGACGACGAGGACUCAUUCCCCGAUGACGGUGACGUUAGUAGUACACUGAAGAAGACACACGGGGCGCUAAUCCGCAGUAUUCUCCGCAGGAUUGAAGAGGAACAGACUGAGAAAGACACCGACUCGCCUGCUCUGGAAUGGAUCUCCAAACGGCAGCACCCGGGGAAAAGGUUCUUUGAAGAGGUGGAGAAAAGACAACACCCAGGCAAGCGAGAGGAAGGGGACUUGUAUCUGGAGCUGCCCAAGAGGCAACAUCCCGGGAGGAGAUCCCUUUUCGGCGACCAGCUGCUCGAUAAUUCCAACCCUCCUUUAGGCCUCCUGACCGAUAUCUCCAAGAGGCAGCACCCCGGCAAACGCGGACCGGCCUACGCCAAGCGCCAACACCCAGGCAAGAGAAGUUGGGACGAGGAGGAAGACAUGGAUCUCGGAGACCUCCAAGAGGUGGACAAACGCCAGCACCCAGGUAAGAGGUACACGGAGCCGGAGAACGUUGACUACGUGCCGCCAUGUGAAGGACCUGACCCGUUCAACUGCAGCAAAGGAAGUCUUUUGUUGGAGCUUCUAGACAAUGUCAACCGGGGCCGAGUGGAGGAGAAGCGGCAGCAUCCCGGACGGAGGUCAACUUGGGAAGCAGAAGUCCCGGUAGCUCAGGAAUGACCGGCCCCCUUUCUGGUCCUCCAACCUGGCAAAGAAACACCUUCACCGACCCCUUCACUACUGGAAAACUGACACUUCCUCCGACCGUAGCUCCAAAUGUACUAUCCCACCGUGACUCUUAAUAAAUUUACUACCAGCGCUGUCUUCGCAGGGCGCCAAAACACGCAAAACAUGACGUACCGUGUGUUCUGGUGGAAGGUGGUGUAACCCAACUCCAAAAUGUAACCCACACCAGUCCGCCCCCAUCGGGGUCCAAAUAGAUAUUGCUAUUUAAAGUGCUGUUUUCACUUUAUUACCCAUAAAAUAUUUGUUUCUGUUUUAAUGGUUUGUGUUGAAUGCGGGUCCGGAUCCACGUUAUUUAUUUUUUUGUGUGUGUCGAAAAUGUUUCAAAAUCAGAUCUUUAACAGAUGUGCAAUAAAUGGUAUUUGAACCUCUGAGCGCAAUUUA
Messenger RNA from Rana temporaria (common frog), 1295 nucleotides. It is a transcript of the gene TRH, whose product is annotated as thyrotropin releasing hormone. The record is from RefSeq and is a predicted model, not a curated record. Gene Ontology annotation, biological process: hormone-mediated signaling pathway. Lineage: Eukaryota; Metazoa; Chordata; Amphibia; Anura; Ranidae. The transcript has 3 exons. Gene Ontology annotation, molecular function: thyrotropin-releasing hormone activity. Bases 114 to 848 code for a protein of 244 amino acids. Gene Ontology annotation, cellular component: extracellular region.